CCCGCCUUUUUCAUGGGACACCCACAACCGUAAGAUCAACUCUAUCCUCGGCUAGAGUCACUGCCAGCCAUAUUAUAGCACUGAAAAAAUAAUGCCACUAUUUCCUAUUUUGUUAAAGAUUUUUUAAUCGAAAGGCAAGAAAGAUAGCAACCUUUAUACGCAACCUAACUGUGUGCAAGAACACGUCAAACCUAAACACAAAAUGUCUUCAUCUUCCACAACGCGAAGCGCAUCCUGGAUGCCAACUGCCAACUUGAUCAUUGUAGGAUUGGGGAUUCUUAUGAUGGGCUCACCCGCGUCCUGCAUGGAUGUUCUGGUGACUCAGCAGCUCAACGCCCUCAAUGGCACGCUGGUCAAGCUGUCCUGCACCUUCACUUCCUGUUACAAGGUGGACCCCAGCAAGUUUGCCAUGAACUGGACCUACCAAGAGGCACAGAACGACACGGAGGAGCUGUUCAUGACCUACAAACACCGCAUGACCACGCAGAAGACGGAGCGUUUUGGGGACCGGGUGCUGUUUGCUGGGAACCUGGACAAGAACGACGUGUCCGUCACCAUCUCCGACAUACAGCUGGCGGAUAACGGGAUCUACAACUGCUAUGUGCGCAAUCCCCCCGACCGCCAGCAGGGGCAUGGAGUCAUCAAGCUCUCCGUCCUCACAGAAUGUAAGGACUUUGGGGGGGGGGGGGGUUACGUGCCGUCCUGGAGUCUAAUAACUCAGAACCUAAAUAGUUUAAUUGAAUUAAAUAGAUAACCAAAUAUAAACGGAGAAACUCAACUAAUAUUCAUUCUCUUUAGUGAGCUGGAGACACAGUAUAAUUUCUGAGGCACUAACUUGUUGGAUUUAGCAGUACAAGUCGCUUAAGACGUCGAAAUAAAAAAGGUCUUUGGGUAGAUUUAAAAUGAUAAUUGCUUUUCAGGUCAGCUAGGUAAUCGGUUACACGUGGAAAUGGUGGGAGCGGUAUGCAGAUUUCUAAGCGGGGGUGAGUUGACCGAUUGACAUUGCCUUGUGAAGGCUGAAGGUCGCCAUCUUUGCUGAGAGCUUGAUGGACCUCGACGGUCCCUGAAACCCCAGGGUUUGCGCCCCAGUUGGCUGCCAGGCCAUGGUGGUGAUGGGUUAUGAUUAAAAAGAUGACUUACAGAAAAUGUUAUGUAAGCAAUUAUAUAAAAUAUCAUAUAGAUAUAUCUUAUGUUAACUUGAUUAACGUAUCUCUUAGAGUGUACUUUUAAAAGUCUAUAUAUCUAAGUGUAUGCUGUUUCACCCCAUGCCAUGUUCCUGUUGCAAUGUAAGCUAGAGGACAUAGACUCCAGCUGUGGUAUAUAUCAAGUGCUUUAGGGGAUUAGAGGACCUCUAGGCCUGCAUGGUCAGCCUUGGUAUGGACUCCCUGAUCCUAACUGAUGAUUGGCUAAAUGGAAUCUUUGCAUAUGGUGAUUACAUAAAUCUCAUAGGCUGGAACGACAGUUCUUUGUCACUGAAAACUAUAUAAACUCAUAUAUAGGACUUUAUAUUUUUGAAGACCGUACUUGUACCUCUUCCCGACCAGUCGUAUUAUUAAAUUAUAUAAAGGAG
This is a messenger RNA of Anguilla rostrata (American eel), 1570 nucleotides long. It is a transcript of the gene scn2b, whose product is annotated as sodium channel, voltage-gated, type II, beta. Lineage: Eukaryota; Metazoa; Chordata; Actinopteri; Anguilliformes; Anguillidae. The transcript has 3 exons. Bases 203 to 754 code for a protein of 183 amino acids. Gene Ontology annotation, cellular component: plasma membrane. The record is from RefSeq and is a predicted model, not a curated record.